AACAACACAACAAAACCAGUUGGAAAAAUACCCGGGAGUUUUAGCUAACUAGCUAUCUUAUUAUUUAAACAUUUCCCUCUAGUAGAUCAAUAACUAAUGAGGUAAACAACUCAGUACUUUGACCAACCUAUAUCGACUGGUUGACCUCUGAUCAAUUUUGUAUCUCGUGCGCUUUGCCCAUAAACGUUUUCUGGUAUAUUUGCUGGAGCUAAUUUUUGAGAUGCCUUCAUUUUUACCUACGGUGGCCGAACAACUCUUCAAAGACAUACAGAAGACAUACCAAGAGAAAACUAAAGUUCCUGAUGACCUGCUUAUUGCGCUGAGGUUUGUGUUUGGCUCCUGUGCCCUCCAGGCCUUGGACCUGGUGGACCAGCGCUCUGUCACCUGUGUCUCAUCCCCCAGUGGACGGAGAGCAUAUCAGGUGAUUGGAGGGUCAGGGCUGCUGUACACCUGCUACACCUCCUGUCACUACUGCUCCUGCCCAGCCUUCGCCUACACUGUGCUCAGGAGGAACGAGAGCCUGCUGUGCAAGCACAUCCUGGCCGCCUACCUCAGUCAGGCCAUGGGGCUGUCCCAGCAGGAGGCCCUGUCUGACCAGCAGAUGUCCAGCAUCCUUUCUGGGAGAGCAGCAAGAACUGACACGUAGAGCACCAGACCUCCAGGUCACUCAUCCAGACCUACAUGUAGAAGACCAGACCGCAGCUACAGACCCAAAGCACAGACACGUAGAGCACAACCCAACAGGUCACUGAUCCAGACUCAAAGCCACACAGCACCAUCUGAGACCAAGCUACUGCAGCACGUCCUGAGGAAAGAUGUUUAAAAGGCAAAGCCUACUGCUGCUGUAUAGUCUCCUCCAGUCUGUCUGCAUGUGUGAAGAUUACUUUUAUGGCUUUUAGGUCAUUGUGCUGUUCUUCUAGAACUCUGGUGUGGUUCUCCGCUUUCUGAAAAUCAAAAGACAACAGAUGUUGCUGUUUUUUGUGAGUGUUCGUGUUCUUAAUCUGUUGCCAGAGAAUAUGCAUCUGUUCAUUGACUGUAUUUU
Oncorhynchus masou masou (cherry salmon) is the source of this 1042-nucleotide messenger RNA. It is a transcript of the gene zswim7, whose product is annotated as zinc finger, SWIM-type containing 7. Lineage: Eukaryota; Metazoa; Chordata; Actinopteri; Salmoniformes; Salmonidae. Gene Ontology annotation, biological process: double-strand break repair via homologous recombination. Gene Ontology annotation, cellular component: Shu complex. Gene Ontology annotation, molecular function: zinc ion binding. The coding region runs from base 221 to 646 and encodes 141 amino acids. The transcript is spliced from 5 exons. The record is from RefSeq and is a predicted model, not a curated record.